Molecule: messenger RNA, 637 nt
Organism: Daphnia pulex (common water flea)
Lineage: Eukaryota; Metazoa; Arthropoda; Branchiopoda; Diplostraca; Daphniidae
Exons: 3
Coding region: 83-637 (184 amino acids)
Source: RefSeq, a predicted model, not a curated record
CGCACUGAUUUUCUCGUUGUGUUGGUCAAACGAAUCUUUGAUUACUAUUUUUAUUUCUCAAAUUUUUUAAUACCAGUAGAGCAUGCCUGAAGUAUCGCCUGUCUUCUCACUUUAUUCACAGUGUCUUUAUGUCAUACAAGAUAAUUUAGAACAUAUUUAUAGGCCUUCUCCUAAAUUGGAGAAGGGUAGUUCAUGUUCCAUUUCAGAAAUAUCUUAUGGCGAAGCCGACAACAAUCCGUUUCACAAAAUACCUACCGUUUUGUUGGAGGAGAUCAUCUGUUCAUUCCCUCAAGAAAAGAAAUUGAAAAAUUUCAACAUUGGGUUUCUCAUUACCCCCGAGCUUCAGCAAUUAAUUAUUCCCAGUUUGUGCCGCUAUAGCAACUACAAUGAGCAAUACUUAAAUUUCAGAAAACUUGAAAAACUGCAAGUGUUAGUCAUGCAAAAAACAAAUGUGGGAGACUCUUGUUUAAAAAUCAUAGGGACAUGGUGUAAAAAUUUAAGGGUAUUGGAUGUAAAUUAUUGUUCCAGAGUGACGGACACUGGCAUUGAAUGGUUAAUUCUCCAAUCAAGCGAGCUAAACAACACACUUCGACAGUUGUUGAUUUUCUGUCGUUCCGUGACGAAAAAAGGAACCUAA